Messenger RNA from Caenorhabditis angaria, 1121 nucleotides. The record is from the annotation of a GenBank genome assembly. NCBI's taxonomy places the organism in Eukaryota, Metazoa, Nematoda, Chromadorea, Rhabditida, Rhabditidae.
AUGGGUUCGUGUGUUUCAAGAAACGAAAAGAGAAGCAGACUAGACCCUUGUAUUCCAUCAAAGGAUAUCCAACUAGACUCUAGUAUCUCAUCGAAGUCAAUUCAACUAGACUCUAGUAUUCAACCAGAGAUUACUGGAACUGGAUGGUUUGACAUACCAUUUGAUAUGCGACGUGUUAUAAUGGAUUUGAUGGAUUUUGAAGGAAAAGCAAUUCUUGCACAAUGUUCCAUUGAUUGUUUUGAAGAAAUACUUCAAACUCGAAAUUAUAUCAGAAAAAUCCAUGUAUCUGGAAGGGGAAAAAAGAAGGAUGAAAUUAUUGCAAUUUAUAUUUCUGCGAAAAAAGAAAAAUGGAGUCUCAUGUUACACAAAGAAAGAUCUGGAAAUUAUAAACUCCAUUGGUGCAUGAAAAAUGAAAUCAUUUCAAAAAUCAUUUUCAGAAAUCGAGAUGUAGUUGAUAUAACUUUAAAGUUAUUCAAUAAUAUUGUGAAGAGAAAUACAAAAAGUUUGAGAAUUGUUGAAAUUGACAUGGUAAGUUCGAAUGAAAUUUGAUUCAAAUAUUCAAAUUUUAAUUUUAGGACGAUUUUCCAUUUCAUCGAACAAAUAUCAAUAAUUUGAAAAAUCAACAAUUGCGAGAUUUGGACAUUUCAGAAAUUGAGAAUGGAAUUGAUCCAAUUUCUUGUGGAUUUAUUAAUAUUGAUACAAUUUCUCGAUUUCAACACGAAGUCAAUAUUCCCAAUUGUCAACUUGAUGUUUUAUUCAAAAUACAAGCAAAAUCUUGUGAAUUAUACAAUCCGAUGUUUUCAUUGGAUGAAUUCGACAAGUUUUUGAGACGUCUUCUAAUUCAAGAACAAAUCAAUGAUCAUCUCGAAGAUAUAACAUUGGAUUUAAAGGGAAUUCAGAUGAAUUGGACUGAUUUGAUUCGAUUUAUUGAGAAAUAUACUGGACCUGGUGAAGAAUAUGUUGAUUAUAAUAGUGAUAGUGAGGAUAGUGAUGAAGAAGAGGAAGAAGAAGAAGAUAGGAAAUGUGUGAGAUUUGUUUGUAGAUCAAGAAAGUGGGAAAAUCUGGAGCAUCGUUUUGUUCUAACAAAAAACUGUUUGAAUUAUUAUAUUGAUUACGAAUGA